This is a messenger RNA of Asterias rubens (European starfish), 1684 nucleotides long. RefSeq lists its product as uncharacterized. The record is from RefSeq and is a predicted model, not a curated record. The coding region runs from base 1 to 540 and encodes 179 amino acids. The transcript is spliced from 3 exons. NCBI's taxonomy places the organism in Eukaryota, Metazoa, Echinodermata, Asteroidea, Forcipulatida, Asteriidae.
AUGAUAACUACAGAAAACCGAACCCUGCUCAUUCAAAUACCGAGAAAACUCAAUACGUCACAACAGGAGUUAGAUAAUGGUGGUUUGCCAGAAGGAUUGACUUUUCCCUUGAAAUUGUUGAGGGAUGUGAGAGACCUGGAGGCCCUCCUUCAAAAUUUCGAGAAGGAGAAGCUUUUGGUCACUUACUUAUCCAAUAUUGGUGGAGAGAAUCUUGGCAGUACGGUCAGACGAAUUCUUGUCUGCAUAUUGACCAAUGACCUUGCAAAGCAGUUUAAUUGGAUUGGAAAAGGCACAAAGGAGGCCUUCUGUAAACUUCGUCUGGUGAAUGUUGUACAUCGAGCUGUUCGCAGAAAUCCAGCCGUCAGAUCUGCGACAAAUGCUGAGAUAGAUUCCAUCAUAAAAGAUUGGUUUCGCUAUGCCAAAGACCGUGAUGGUGGAAGGGCGAGAAGAGCACGUCAGGCCAGCGUUAGUCCUUCCGAAAAUGUCAGCCAGGAAUCUACUGAAGACUAUGGUUCCAGUGAUGAACAUGACCGUCCCUGAUCGAUGAAAACCAGGGAGCCUGCAUGCAGCUAGAGAUUUUGGUUCAGAUCAGUGAGGAAUUAUAAUACACUCUUAGAGAAUGUAAAAUCUUCUACUAUUGUAUGUCACUACAUCAAGCUUGUACUAUACACAUCUUGUUUCGAUGUUUGAAGUUGAUUGAACUCAUAAUCAUUAAUGGUAAUCAGGGACUCAAUAGCAAGGUUGCCUUGAUCACGAGUGCAUUCACGUUUUUUGUACUACUUUUCUAAUGAGCCCAACUUGAGUUUCAAAUGUAAUGUUAGAAAAAAGAAGCUUUUAUUUUAUUUUUAUAUUUACUUUUUUUGUCGUGAAAAAAAUCCCAUACAGAUGGACACGUGUUUUCAAGUGGAACAAGCAAAGAUUGUUUUGUGCCAUGUGGUCUUGUGGUCGUCAUUAACCCAUAUGCAUGUUGGUUAAAAAAAGUUAUUUUGCUUGAGUUUGAAAAUAAAAAUUCAUAGCUAUUUGCAUUCUCACAGUGUCAGAUUAAUGGUGUGACAUGUCAGCGGCUGGCUUUUAUGCACAAGGUACACUCUGAAGGAUUUUAAAAAUAAUCUAAAGGAUUGUUGUGAGGGACCAACUUAAAAGCAAGGUUGUUUUGAUAACAAGUGUUUUCACUUUUUGUGUUAAAAGAGCGACUUUUUGAGCCCAACUUUUUAAGUAUGUUGGUUAAAACAACAGAAAUUAUGUUGCUUGAGUUUGAUAAUGAAAGUUCAUUAUUACAGCAUUUGCAUGUCCAUAAUAAAUUAUGUCAAAUUAAUAGUGUUAUGACAUGUCAGUGGCUGGCUUUUAUGCACAUUAGAGAUCCAAGUUUUUGUUGACAAAAGACCAAUUAAUUUACCUUUUGUUUACUCUGAAAAAUGCCUUUCAUCUGUAGCCUAACUUAAUCAGAUUUAUGUUUGUCAAUAGUACAAGAAGUUAAUAAUUAAAGUGUUGUAGCAAGAAGUUUAUAAAACCAUUAAGGUAAACAAAUACAUAAAUGUUGCAUUUUUCUCUUACAUACUUGGGAGUACACUUUCUUGGUCUCCAUUUAUAUUAAAGAUUCUUUAAAAAGAUCAAAGUGUUCUCAACUGUUAUGUUUUCAGUGACCUACUUUAUUCAGUUUGUUAUAUUUUUAUUUUGGAAAAUG